CGCUGGCCGCCCGGAGAGCAGUGAGCGGGCGCCCCGCUUCCGGCCCAGGUAGGCUGCCGGCGGGCCGUGCCCGGGCUCCGGGAGCUCGAGGCCUCCGCGCCCAGCCGCCCCGAGACCGGCCGGGGACCGUGAACCGUGCGGGGACAGCGCCCCGGGUCCCGGCGGGCUCCCGGAGGACCUGUGGCCUGCGCCGCUGCAGGUCCACCCAGGGGAACCCACUUCGGGAUGAUUUCUGUAGGAGCAGGUUCUGGAUGCCUCUCCCUGAAGCACUGUGACUUUUUUUGUUGUGUGUUACAGGCCCAGGGUCGCAGCUGCAGCCUGGACACUUACGCCAAGUCCUGAUAUCUGAGCAUUAUUAUGCAUUAUUUUCAAGCCUUGGUAAAGUGAUUUAGACUUUGGGAUGCUUCCAUUAAUUGGAAAAACAAUCAUCUUUGAUAAGUUCCCUGAUCCUUCGGAUACAUGGGAAAUCACUGAAACCAUUGGCAAAGGAACUUACGGGAAAGUUUUUAAAGUGUUGAAGAAGAAAAAUGGCCAAAAAGCAGUAGUCAAAAUUCUGGAUCCAAUUCAUGACAUAGAUGAAGAGAUUGAAGUGGAGUGUAACAUACUGAAAGCACUUUCUGACCACCCUAAUGUUGUUAAAUUUUAUGGGAUGAACUUUAAGAAGGACGAAAUAAAUGGAGAUAAGCUGUGGUUGGUUCUUGAGCUAUGCAAUGGAGGGUCGGUGACUGAUCUCGCAAAAGCCUUCCUGAAAAAGGGUGAAAGAAUGAGUGAGCCCAUAAUUGCCUAUAUUUUGCAUGAAGCACUAUUGGGACUUCAGCAUUUGCAUAGCAAAAAAACUAUCCACCAUGAUGUAAAAGGAAAUAACAUCUUAUUGACCACUGAAGGUGGACUUAAACUCAUAGAUUUCGGCAUUGAAAGUAGAGAAAAAACAGUAUGUCCUUGA
Messenger RNA from Manis pentadactyla (Chinese pangolin), 943 nucleotides. Its product is annotated as myosin-IIIa-like. Gene Ontology annotation, biological process: protein phosphorylation. The coding region runs from base 401 to 943 and encodes 180 amino acids. The transcript is spliced from 7 exons. The record is from RefSeq and is a predicted model, not a curated record. Gene Ontology annotation, molecular function: ATP binding; protein kinase activity. Lineage: Eukaryota; Metazoa; Chordata; Mammalia; Pholidota; Manidae.